AUGUCUACCACCGAGCGGACUUUCAUUGCUAUCAAGCCCGAUGGCGUCCAACGCGGCCUCGUUGGCGCUAUCAUUUCUCGCUUUGAGACACGCGGCUUCAAGCUCGUCGCCCUGAAGCUCGUCACCCCUGGCAAGGAGCACCUCGAGAAGCACUACUCCGACCUCUCCUCCAAGCCUUUCUUCAAGGACCUGGUCAACUACAUGAACAGCGGCCCGAUUGUUGCCAUGGUCUGGGAGGGUCUUGAUGCCGUCAAGACUGGCCGCGCCAUGCUCGGUGCCACCAACCCCCUUUCCUCGGCCCCCGGCACGAUCCGUGGCGACUACUGCCUCCAGAUGGGCCGCAACGUCUGCCACGGCUCCGAUAGCGUCGAGAGCGCCAACAAGGAGAUUGCUUUGUGGUUCAAGGAUGAGGAUCUCAUCAGCUGGGAGUCUGCCCAGAAGUCUUGGAUCUACGAGUAA
Molecule: messenger RNA, 459 nt
Organism: Parathielavia appendiculata
Lineage: Eukaryota; Fungi; Ascomycota; Sordariomycetes; Sordariales; Chaetomiaceae
Product: nucleoside diphosphate kinase
Exons: 6
Coding region: 1-459 (152 amino acids)
Biological process (GO): UTP biosynthetic process; GTP biosynthetic process; CTP biosynthetic process
Molecular function (GO): nucleoside diphosphate kinase activity
Source: RefSeq, a predicted model, not a curated record